GUUUGUUUUGUGCCGUCGUCGCGGCUGUAGCCGACCUCUCUAGCGUGCGUUGGCGGAGCGUUGCAUGUGGCGCAGCGGCGUGCUCGGACAGCUGCGCAUCCCGCGCCCAGGCUCCUUCAAAUCAGCGGGCGCGGUGGUGGUCCAGUGUCGACCGGCGUCUUGACGACGUUCCAAUAGAGGCACGCGCUUCUACACCCCCUCCGCACGCAGCUGCGACUCCGGUAGGUUGGGCUGCGCCGCAGAGCUUCUCUCGAGAAUCACGUUGGAGGAGGUCCACAGCCGCCAUGGCAGAGGCACAUCAAGCUGUGGCCUUCAGCUUCACAGUCACCCACGAAGGUGUCAACAUCAACUAUGACCGUGAAGUGCUGUUGCUCGUAUGGCAGAGUGGCUUGCGCUCGUGGAAGAAACGUGUGGCUCGCUUCCUGACCAACCUCUACAAUGGUGUAUACCCGUCUUCCUACCGGAGCCUGUACCUCUUGCUCUCCAUCGUGACGGGCUUCUCUCUGCUCGAACGUGAUGGUGGGCUCACACUGCGGCUGGCGUCGGUCAUAUCCAGCCAGAAGACAGCGGCUGGUGCGUCGACAGCCCUUCUUCCACGGUUGGCAGCCAGUGGAGUGACCAGCUUGGUGCUCUGGGUUCUCUGGAGCCUUGCACAGAGAUAUGCCCUCAAAGGACUUUUCUUGUACAAGGGAUGGAUGUAUGAAAGCAGAGGCAGUGGUAGCAAGGUGUCCUUGCCAACACAGCUUUGGUUCUGCGCUGUCAAGUUGCUCAAGGGCCAGGAUCCACUGUUGUUCAGCUACCAGUCGACACUGCCCAAGCUACCACUGCCAUCGCUAGAUGACACCAUGCAGCGUUACCUUAAGUCUGUGCGGCCUCUGCUCGAUGAUGCAAACUACAAGCGUAUGGAAGCACUGGCAGCUGAGUUCCGCAGUGGGAUUGCUGUCAAGUUGCAGCGGUACUUGUUGCUGAAGUCCUGGUGGGCGGCCAACUACGUGUCGGACUGGUGGGAAGAGUAUGUGUACUUACGAGGCCGCAGUCCCAUAAUGGUCAACUCCAACUUCUAUGCCAUUGAUGCCAUCAUGGUGAAGAUGAGCUCCAACCAGGCUGCUCGGGCAGCCAACUUGGUGUAUGCCUCGCUGCUCUUUCGCCGCGGUAUUGACACCCAGCAGAUGAGUCCCAUCAUGGUCCAGGGCAUCGUACCUCUCUGCUCCCGGCAGUAUGAGCGACAGUUCAACACGACUCGAGUCCCAGGCGUGGAGACGGACCGACUGGUCCACUACCAGGACUCGCAGCAUGUGGCGGUUUACCACCGAGGCCGCUUCUUCAAGCUCUCUGUAUACCACAAGCACCGCCUGCUGCAGCCCUGUGACCUUCAGCGGCAGAUCCAGCGCAUCCUGGACUACACGGGUGAGCCGCAGCCGGGGGAGGCUCACUUGGGAGCCCUGACGGCCGGCGAGCGGAGCCAGUGGGCGCACCUCCGCGAGACCCACUUCCGCAAGGGCCUCAACCGCAUCUCGCUCGACGCCAUCGAGAAGGCCGCAUUCGUGCUCGUGCUUGAUGAGGAUGAGUACCGGUAUGAUCCAAGCAACCCAAAUGAGUUGAACCACUACGCACGUGCCUUGCUCCAUGGCCGCGGGUACGACCGGUGGUUCGACAAGUCCUUCAACCUCGUAGUGGGCAGAAAUGGCCGGGUGGGCUUCAAUGCGGAGCACUCCUGGGCUGACGCUCCCAUCAUGGGUCACUAUUGGGAGUUCGUGCUUGCCCAGGACUUCUUCAUCCUCAAAUAUGAUGAAAGCGGAAACACCAGGGGCCAUUCUAGCCUGGAGUUGCCUACUCCCAUACGGCUACGGUGGGACUUGUCUCAAGAUCUGAUUGAGAGAAUAGAGGAGAGUGUGCUAUGUGCACAAACGUUGCUCGAAGAUGUCGACCUCCACCUGCUGACGCAUCCUGCCUACGGGAAGGGCUUCAUGAAGAAGUGUCGAUGUAGUCCCGAUGCCUACCUCCAGAUGGCGUUGCAGCUCGCCUACUACAGAGAUGCUGGGCGCUUCAGCUUAACGUACGAGGCGUCAAUGACGCGGCUGUUCCGGGAGGGCCGAACGGAGACUGUGCGGCCGGUGACGUGCGAGUCUCGAGCAUGGGUGCUCGCCAUGCAGGACCCGACAGCCACACUGCAGGAGAAACGGGAGAAGCUCGGCAUUGCCUGCAAGCAGCACCAAAAAGGGUACCAAGAUGCUAUGUGUGGCAAGGGCAUUGACCGGCACCUGUUCUGCCUUUAUGUGGUCUCCAAGUACCUGGAGGUUGACUCGCUGUUCCUUCGCGAGGUGCUCAGUGAGCCCUGGCGCCUGUCGACCAGCCAGACGCCUUACAACCAGACGAGCUUACUCGACCUAAGCAAGUUCCCCGACUUCAUCUCAGCCGGCGGCGGUUUUGGCCCUGUUGCUGACGAUGGCUAUGGUGUCUCGUACCUAAUUGCGGGAGAAGACCACCUCUUUUUCCAUGUGUCCAGCAAGCGCUCCUCGCCAGAGACUGACUCACUCCGGUUUGCCAACCACAUCGAGCAGUCACUCAAGGACAUGAAAGCCCUUUUUGACUGAAGGCGUGUACACACUGCACAGGAGCCAGCCAAGCCCAGUGGGGAGGGCCGUGUUCAUCUCCGAGUGUGGCCUACAACCCUAUUUUCCCUCCAGCCCUAUCAAUGCAACUGCGGCAGACGCUUGUUAGUCCGCAGCAACCCUUUUUAACUCGCGAGUUUUACUAAAAAAAAAGUUGCCUGCAAGUGGCAUAACAACAGACUGAUGGCCAAGCUACUGUGAGCCAAGAGAGUUUUAAGAUGUGCACUUGCAAUGUGCAGCUGGUUGUGAGGAGUGUGCGAUGUGAGAGAGUGCAGUGAAUAGGCAUGUGUGGAUCUCACUGCCAACAAGUUUUAUUUUCGCCUCCCACCCGUCUUCAAAGAGAUGCCUCCCAGCGAGCAGUUGCAAUGAACUGGGGUGGGAGGGCACAAGUCUUGCAACAUCUGGGGUAGAGAGCAGCAGUAUAUUGUUGGUGUGUUGUGGCACACGUGUGCUUUCAGAGCAGUGUUUUUAUUUACAUGUGGGGACUAUGUUUUGUUGUAAGACCAUGGGGUACAAAAUAAAGCAAUGCAGAGCUAA
Molecule: messenger RNA, 3149 nt
Organism: Dermacentor andersoni
Lineage: Eukaryota; Metazoa; Arthropoda; Arachnida; Ixodida; Ixodidae
Gene: whd
Product: carnitine O-palmitoyltransferase whd
Biological process (GO): fatty acid metabolic process; carnitine metabolic process
Cellular component (GO): mitochondrion
Molecular function (GO): carnitine O-palmitoyltransferase activity
Source: RefSeq, a predicted model, not a curated record